AAUGAAAGACUGAAACAUUGAAGAUGGAUCGUAUUAAAAAGGUGUUCUUUUAUUUAGAAGGGCCACAGAAUGUGGCUGACUUCCAGAAAGUGUGUGGAAUAGAAACAUGUAUACGGAAGACAAGCAAUGGCAUGAAUGGCUUUGUGGCUUCCGCUGAGACUGAAAAUAGCGACGCCGAUAAGCAUCCACAGAACUGCGAAUUACGGCACAGAGAUAUACAUAACAGUGUCGGCAAACAAGGCGAUGUAUUCGAAAACAUUUCAAGCUCAUCAAAAACUGGGUGCAUCCCUAACGGACUAAAUGGUGUUAGCCAUCAAACCAUGAAUGGUUUUGUGAAAAAUGGACACGUUCGAAAUGGAUUGCAAUCGCACGAAUCGACGUGUAAACACAUGGAGAAUACCGACGAGGUUUCGUAUAAAAUCCGUAAUAAAUUUGUUUAUUACCUUUUCCACUUUGGUGCUACUCUGGGUAACGAGUACUUUUAUAUGGUGUUUUUCCCAUUUUUAAUGUGGAAUGUUGACAGUCGACUACUAAGACAAAUGGCCAUAGUUUGGCAUGUUGGUAUGUACCUAGGCCAGGCUGCAAAGGAUGUAUUUAGAAGACCCCGACCUGCUUCUCCUCCUGUGGCAUACCUAGAGAAGAGAUAUGUCACAGAGUAUGGCAUGCCAUCUACACAUUCGACAGUGGGAGCUAUCAUCCCGUUUUCAAUACUGUAUUUGACCCUAAAUGAAUACCAGUACAAUUUCACUUUCGGGCUAACUGUGGCCCUGGCAUGGACAAUAUUGGUGGGCUGUAGUAGGAUCUACCUGGGGAUGCACACAGCACUGGAUGUUAUAUGUGGAAUCCUGACAGCUUGCAUGAUAAUGCCAGUCCUGCUACCACUGGUUGGGACAUUUGACAACCUCCAGGUCACACACCCUCUCGCUCCACUGGUCACAGUAUUGGGAUCCUUAUUUCUCUGCUUUGUGUAUCCUCCCGUGAAGGAGUGGAACACGGCCCGAGGAGACACGGCCACGGUGCAUGGUAUAGGGAGUGGCAUUUCGUUCGGUUGUUGGUUAAAUUACUAUUUGGGCUGGAUGUAUGCUGUGCCUUCUGCAGCCCCCUAUGCAAUCAGCGUCCCAACACCUGAAUGGAUCGCUCUCAGUCUGUUGCGGAUCGUCCUGGGUGCCUCUCUCAUAGUUUUAGGGAGACAAAUUGUAAAGAAGGGAUCCAUCAAAUUCUUGUGUUACAUGUAUGGGCAGGACAGCCAGGACAUUCAAUGUUUGCGUCAGAUGAAGGUGGAAACUCCACAGAAGUUCAUCACCUACUUCACCAUCUCUGUUGGCUCUUCCUUUUUAGCACCGUUGCUGUUUAGGACCCUUUCUAUCCAUAGAGAGGCUUUCUACACAGAGUUCUAGUGAUGCUGUAAAACACCUGUGGUAAUUCAUCAGGCAUGUUGUUGUUACCCAUUGGAACGUUUUAUCACUGCUUUGCUUUUCUCUUAUUUUACUACAUUUGUUAAGAUAUGGAGGUACUAACUGAAGAACUGACACAUUGGACUAAGCUAGGAAUGACUUGGUCUAAGGGAGAUAAUUACCUCACUGAAGUCCAGGUGUCAGAAGAAUGUGUUGUGUAGAUAGACACUUUGGGAGAUGUAGUUGUUUUAAAUGUAGUGUUCUGUAUUUUUUUUUAGUUUUUAAUACUGCUAAAGCAAACCACUCAAUUUUCAGAAAGGGUGACUUUCUUGUUCAGGAAUAUUUAGUAGAAAAUUGUUCAGGCAAUUUAUUUUUAUUUAGUAAGCAGAAAAACUACUCUGGUUUUUUCAUAGACAAUAGCAAGAAAAUAUCUAUUGUAUGUUUUGUGUAAAAAGUAGGAUAAACUGAUUUUUUUUUUUUUUUUCCAUUAACAAUUUCCUUGUGUCUUUCCUCCUGUCACAAAACAAAAUAUUUUUCACAAUAUUUAUAUUGUAUUUAUGCCCUAUACCUCGGUAAAGUCUUAACUGGGUAAGGCCCUAUAUUAGUUUUUAAACUUCCUGUGAUAUACUCAGUGUUAUGUUUAUAUAGCUUAUAUCAAUGCCAGAAUGUCAAUUUGUUAACUGGAAACAAACUCAUCAUUGGUUCUCAAAGGAAGUACAUGUACAACAAUACAUUUUACUCUUAAAUUAUUGUUGAAUUUCUGAGGCCACCUUCUUGAAAAAUCUGUAAGUCUGGCUAUUAUUCAUGUCACUAUUUUUUUCAUUCGGCUGCCUUAACACAGAAACAUUUUCUUUGGAUAAAACUUUGUAAUGGAGGCAUACAAAAUUAUAUGACAUUGUCUGAAAAACAUAAAAAAAAAUAAUAUUUGGCCUUAUAGCUACUCAAAUCAGGCUUAAUUAUGAUAUCAAAGAAAUAUAGAAUCAAUUUUCUCCUGCGUAUGAUAAAGAACUAGUUAACAUCAUCUGGUUUGUAAAAUUGUCACUGAUGUAAGGAGAUAUGAUUGCACUGAUAUAAGUAAAGUAUCACUAAUCCAGCACUCACGAUGUAGUAGAUCGGGCCACUGUAUAUUACAUCUAUUUGCGUAAUAGAACACAAGAAUGUGUUUCUUCUAUGAUCAGUAAUAAUGUUCUUUUUAAAAAAAAAUCAAUCUUCAAAAUGAUUUAUUGCUGAUAUUCCCAAGAGGAAAAUUCUGCAUUGUGUGAACAAAAUAGAAAAACUUAAUCCUAAUCUUUUGUUACAUUCACAAUGCUAAAAAGAUAUUUCUUUCAUUUCAGUAAAUUAAAUAACUAAAUACAUUUCUCAUAUCAAACUGAUUUAUUUUCACUAUGUAUGUAUCAUAUGGUUACCUAUUUGUGAAGAAACUAUAUACUUUAUGUAUAUGAGGCAAAAUAAUUUCAAUUUUCAUCUUAGACAUAUGGUGAUAUCAUUGUCUCUGUGAUCAGAUCGAUUCAUAUAUAUAUGAAAUUCCACAUAUUUAUAUAUAGGCUGAUGAAUAAAAAAAUCCAGAUUUUCAAAUUUUAAACCACAAUAUAACCAGCUCACGUGACCCAUGUUUGUAGUGUCUGGGCACUCCCCAUUACAUUGUGUCACCUGAUAAAAACAUGUUCCUUUUUCUGUAACUCAGAAAUUUUCUUAUUGAAACAAGUAGAAUCGUGACAUGGUUUAAUAUGUACAGUAACCAAGUACAUAAAUGACAUCCUUACAACAGAUUGGACUCAUUUUGUCAUUUGUAAAUUUUGGAACAAAUCUGAUGUGGUCAUGAUCAGUUGAUACGGAGAAAAUGUGUGUAUUUUAAUAUGAACAAUUGCUUGGUUGGCGAGUGUGAGACCUAUCUGUCUCAGAUUUAUAGUUGGAAACUUACUAAACACUUGUGCCUGCAGCCUAAAUGUUAGUAUGUUUAAUUCAUGGUCUACAUGUUGUCUGUAAGCUCCAGAAAGUAUGGAACAAAAACAAUGUAUUGUCAUUAUCCUGUGUGUGGUGAUCAUGAAGGGAGGGAAGUUACAUGGGGAAAUCUAGAAAUUUGAACAGAGUUGUCUGCCUUUAUCAUACAGAGAGUUAAGAGUUGUCUGCCUUUAUCAUACAGAGGGUGUUUGUACACAUGUACACAUGUCUGCCUUUAUCAUACAGAGGGUGUUUGUACACGUGUACACAUAUGUACUGGUUUGUUGUGAUGUAAUUUGUAUGAUUUGUGGUAUGGAGCUUUUGUUUACAAACAAUUCUAAUUCUGUUGAUUGCAUUAUAUGACAUAACUCAAGAUAUUAACACAGUGUGUAACAAUCAUGUGGAAAGGAACCAAAAAAGCCCACACAAAAGUUACAAGUGUAGUUCAGCAGGACCUGAAAUCUUUAUACUUACAUUCACGUUAAACUAGCCAGAUGGAUUGGAAAUGAUCACUAUACAGUUAGUCUUCAUUGAUAUCUGGAAAUCCACUGUUCUGUGUGUUCAAUGGUCUGAUAACACUGUACUCAAUGAAGUACAUGUAUAAGGUAGCUGAAAGUUGCCUUUUGUUGUUACUUAACCCUUUCACCACUGUAGACCAUAAUGGACUCGUCCAUAACAAUGCAUGGAAAAGUACUAAAGUUACAUAGGGGUGAAAGGGUUAAAGAAUGUCCGUUGUAGGGGUCAGGGAUCAUGGAAACGUCUCAUUAGUCAUAUAGGAAAUUGGUCCAAAUUUAGUGAAGGAAUACUAACUGCCAGCACAUAUCUGUUCUAGCCAGUACUUUAGGGGAUAGAUUAGCCUAUCUCUGUUGUCCUUGGUAUCCAGCUGACUCAAAAUUCAGCCACUUUGGUAGGAAGGAACAUGGCUGGGUUAUUAAGGCUCCAGUGUAUACAUACAUAUGAUCAGACUUUGACGCAAAUAUUAAACAACAUUGAUAUUUGAAUUACACGUGUAGCUUGUUUCAUGAUAAUUGGCAUGGGUCGAGAGUAAAACUGAAGCUCGUUGGCGAGUGUCUUUGGUCAGUGGGUCAGUUUCUAUAAACCUUGGUUUAGGAGUGCUAGCAUGCUUUGUGAGUACAAGACUGAUCAGUUUUAAUACAUCGCUGAUGUUUUUUUGUUUCCGUCCAUAAGAUGUCAUACACUCCAAAUGUGCUGUAGUUUGUGCGUUGCUGCGCCUUACCUCCGUGGAGCUAGUCCUGAUGACUGUACACAGACAAGUCAUACUAUUGUAUUAGACGUUGUAAGACUGAUUAUCUUUGUUCACCGUUUCCUUAUCACCAUUCCUUAUACACCUAUUUUAAAGUCACAGUACUCGUGAUGAACUAUGUAAAGAUACUGAAAUUCCUUUAACCACAAUUGUGAAUAACACGAAGUGACAGAGUUAGUUUUUCUCAGCAUAUGUCUAUAUAUAAAUACCUUGGUAGCUGUAUGUUGUAAAAGUAUGUUGAUUGAUUUUUUUCACUCUCAAAAACCGUUAAAUCAUUAUUGUGUGUAGCCUGUGUUUGGUGAUAUAAACCAGGUUCUAUGUAUAAGGGGAAUGUUCUAGUCUUGUACACAUCAAUGCUUUUCUUUAUUCUCGUGUCUUUCAUUUAUAUAAAACCUAAAUGAUAUACUCACUUUUUACACAAAUGUAUAAUUUAUAAUUCUAACAUGUUCAAAGGCCAUUUUAAAAUAAAAAAGAGAAUGGAAAAUGACGAUGGUAGGGUUUUGAGAUAAUAUGUGAAAAGAUAAAAGGAGAAUCUAGAUCAAUCUAUACCAUUAACCGUGUAGAUCGAAUUAAAGUAGAUUUAUGUUUCACGUUGUUAGUGUCCCUUUACCAUGGUAACUGUACAUAAUUUGAGUUUGGUGUGGUUGACAGUACAAUGAUAAAACAAAUAAAAUAAAACCAAAACAAUGAUAAAAAUUAUAGUGUUUAACAAAAAAAGAUAAUUUUCCUUAAUAUCUGAUUUUGUUGUUGUUGUAAAUUAUGACUUAAUAAAGAAGGGACAGUACUAACAUCAUUUAUGAAGAUUAGAUAUUUUAAGUUCACAGAAUUUGAAAUAAUAGCAAUAUGAAUUGUUUUAUGUCCAAUAAUCUUGAGUUCUGCAACCUUUGUAAUGAUGCAUUUCAAUUUUUUCACCAGCUCAAAAAACACGUUUAGAAAUAUAACUUUUCCUGUAAAUUAAUUGAUGUACUAUGGAAGACAAUACUCACGGAAGUACAUUUAUGUAUCAUUGAAAUACCCAAACAAUUUUGAAUGAUAAUCACUCAGUAUUGAAGUUGAAACUAAAUACAGAUAGCUGUAUAGCCAUAAUUUGCCGAUGAUAAAUGAAAAUAUUUCUACAAUUUAUAUCAAUGAAAUUAAGGAGGCUGCUGUUUUGUGGGUAGGUAGGCAAAGUGGAAACCAACAACAUUUUUGUCGUGACCUUAUUUUAUAAUUACAGUAAAUUACAGAUUUUAUACAACAGGCAAUCAAAUGUUAUUUAUCCCAGCUGUAAUACUUACUGAUCUAUAAGUAGGACAUGUGGCUGGUGUUGUAGACAUGUUGUGUAAUCAAGUUUUCAUAUUUAUGUAAUGUCUGUGAACAUGUCGUAAAACUUUUUAAUUCUCAUAAAACACAAAUACGUACCACACCUACUGUUGGAUUAUAAAUCACCUGUAAAAUUGUUUGUUUUUGUCAAGAUAUUACAGGAUUUUUGGGGAGAAAAUUGAAAUAUUGUAAUAAUAUUUCAUGGAGUUUGUAGAAACUCCUUUUUCCUGAUAUAAUUGUUAAUAAUGAAAACCAUUUCGAUCUACUCGUAACAAUAUGGGAUCACAUGAUGAUGAUAAUUUAGGGACCACAUAUUUUGUUGAGAAGGGUUGGGGUGGAAUACAUGUACAUUGAUGAUGUGAGAAGACUGUUUACGUAACUAUUAAUCAAGUGUUGUAUUAUGGUGAUAUAUUACUUGAUUACUUGUGAUGAGGUUCAACGGACAAACUUCACGAUGAUGAGAUUAGUGUGUAAUCUUUCCAGCGUUUCAGAUCUGUUAUAUUUAUUUGAUUCCUGUUGUCAGUAUUCCUGACUUUUGUUUUCUUUGUUUCCUCCUGUAAUUCACUUUGAUUAUCCGUAAUACUGCUUGCUUACAGAAGCACAUUAUAUUUUUCCUGACUUGAUACUUACAGCUGUAAAUUAUAUAUGUGGAUUUCUUUAGAUGUAUUUGUCUUGUAUAUUACAAUAUUUAAAAUACUAAUCUUAAAAAAAAUCAAAACAAGACAAUGUAGCCAGUGCAGAUAGAAACAGUAUUGAUAAACUCACUUUGGCAUUCUGCAUAGGAAUUCGUAUAUUUUGUAUCAGAGUGGUUCUAAAAUGCCUUGCUUGGUGUCAAAAAAAAUAAAAAAUAGUGAGAUGGAGAUCAAAUUUGUCUAAUCUGUAAUUGUAUUGUUUAAAAAUAAAUUUGAUUUGAAUGAUGGA
Mizuhopecten yessoensis (Yesso scallop) is the source of this 6822-nucleotide messenger RNA. RefSeq names its product sphingosine-1-phosphate phosphatase 2-like. The record is from RefSeq and is a predicted model, not a curated record. Gene Ontology annotation, cellular component: endoplasmic reticulum membrane. Gene Ontology annotation, biological process: sphingosine metabolic process; phospholipid dephosphorylation. Gene Ontology annotation, molecular function: sphingosine-1-phosphate phosphatase activity. NCBI's taxonomy places the organism in Eukaryota, Metazoa, Mollusca, Bivalvia, Pectinida, Pectinidae. Bases 24 to 1397 code for a protein of 457 amino acids. The transcript has 3 exons.